Molecule: messenger RNA, 571 nt
Organism: Capsicum annuum
Lineage: Eukaryota; Viridiplantae; Streptophyta; Magnoliopsida; Solanales; Solanaceae
Product: protein HEADING DATE 3A-like
Exons: 4
Coding region: 1-546 (181 amino acids)
Source: RefSeq, a predicted model, not a curated record
AUGGUUAGAGUAAGAGAGCCACUAGUAGUUGGUAGAGUGAUAGGGGAUGUAUUGGAUCAUUUCACAAAAUCAGUUGAACUUAAAGUAAGUUACAUUAGGGACCAAGAAGUUUACAUCGGUUGUCAACUUAAACCUUCUCAAGUCAUUAACCAACCUAGGGUUAAUGUCGGUGGCAAUGAUCUACGUACAUUUUACACUCUUGUUAUGGUGGACCCCGAUGCUCCGAGUCCAAGCAAUCCACAUUUAAAAGAGUACUUACAUUGGUUGGUCACUGAUAUUCCAGCUACUACAGGUCCAAGUUUUGGUCAAGAAAUUGUAUGCUAUGAGAGUCCAAGGCCAACAAUGGGAAUACAUAGAUAUGUCAUUGUAUUAUUCCAACAAUUGGGUAGACAAACAGUAUAUGCACCAACUGGAUCAGUUUGGCGUCAAAAUUUCAACACAAGAAAUUUUGCAGAAAUUUAUAAUCUUGGUUUACCUGUUGCUGCUGUCUAUUUUAAUUGCCAAAGAGAAAGUGGAAGUGGUGGAAGAAGAUUUAUUUUAUGUUGAAUAAGAGCAGAACCACAAGCGUUUA